CCAAACAAAGGGGUGUGGCUACUAUCCAAGAAAAUGGACAUACACUGGGCUACCAGGUUUGGUUACUUGAGUGCUUUAAAAGAUGCCAUCAAGAGGGGAGAGGAUGUCAACAGUGUGGAUGAGUAUGGGGACACUCCACUCAUAGAGGCAGCCAGGAAAGGGAACACUGACUGUGUUAGGGAGCUGCUCUCCUCAGGAGCCGUGGUGGACCUGGCUGACAAGGAUGGUAAGACUCCACUCAUGAAGGCAGCCAGUGAAGGGCACACUGACUGUAUUAGGGAGCUGCUCUCCUCAGGAGCCGUGGUGGACCUGGCUGACAAGCAUGGGGAAACUCCACUCUAUGGGGCAGCCAGUGGAGGUCACACUGACUGUGUUAAAAAGCUGCUCUCCUCAGGAGCCGUGGUGGACCUGGCUAACAAGAAUGGGGACACUCCACUCUAUUGGGCAGCCAGGAGAGGGAACACUGACUGUGUUAUGGAGCUGCUCUCCUCAGGAGCCAUGGUAGACCUGGCUAACAAAUAUGGGAACACUCCACUCAUGAAGGCAGCCAGUGAAGGUCACACUGACUGUAUUAGGGAGCUGCUCUCCUCAGGAGCCGUGGUGGACCUGGCUGACAAGCAUGGGAAGACUCCACUCAUGAGGGCAGCCAGUGGAGGUCACACUGACUGUAUUAGGGAGCUGCUCUCCUCAGGAGCCGUGGUGGACCUGGCUGACAAGGAUGGGUGGACUCCACUCUCUAUCGCAGCCCUGAACGAUAACACUGACUGUAUUAGAGAGCUGCUCUCCUCAGGAGCCGUGGUAGACCUGGCUAGCAAAGAUGGUAAGACUCCACUCAUGAAGGCAGCCAGUGAAGGGCACACUGACUGUAUUAGGGAGCUGCUCUCCUCAGGAGCCGUGGUGGACCUGGCUGACAAGGAUGGGUGGACUCCACUCUAUUGGGCAGCCUAUAAAGGGCACACUGACUGUGUUAAAGAGCUGCUCUCCUCAGGAGCCGUGGUGGACCUGGCUAACAUGGAUGGGGACACUCCACUCAUAGUGUCAGCCAGGAAUGGGAACACUGACUGUGUUAGGGAGCUGCUCUCCUCAGGAGCCGUGGUGGACCUGGCUGACGAGAAUGGGUACACUCCACUCAUAGUGGCAGCCUUCAUGGGACAUGAAGAUAAUGUGAAGGAGCUUCUCUCGUCAGGGGCUUCCCCUCUCUGCACUAAUAUUGAUGGACAGACUGCUCUGAUGAUGACCAAGAAAUCAUAUUCCCCUAACCCUUCAAUAAUCAAGCUCCUUGAAGAAGCUACUGAAUCACAUUCACGUCCGCAGUCUAUUCCAGUCCUACCCAAGAACUGGGCUGUCGUUACUGACACAGAAACGAAGAAGCCAGUCUACCAGAACAAGGCAGCAGGGGAAACCCUCUCAACACCACCUGGAUAUCCCCUGCACCAAACCUCCGCACACCCUGAUGUCACUUUCUACGACAUGCCUCAAGAGAAGGAGUUCACCUCCAGUGGUGGCCACGCUGACUUUGACAAUGGAGUACAAGUAACUGUUCCAGCUAAUGCUGUCCCAGCAGGGACCUCUGUGAGCAUUAAAGUCCAACCCAGCCUUGCCUCAAAUGACGUGUUUGUGAUUCCUGAGGGCAUUCAGUCUGCCAGUCCGUCCUACUUGAUCUCUGGUGAAGGUCUAAAUGGAGAGGUGACCCUGAGCAUGGAGCAUCAUGUACGAGUGUCCACCCAACAAGAAGCUGAUGACCUCCUCUUUCUCCAAGCUGACUCGUCUCCCAAGAUAUCUAGUACAAAGAGAGUAUACCAGUACCAGGAGGUACAAAACGGAAGAUCAGAGUUUACUCCUGGAGGGGACACCGGGAGACUGAGGCUGAGCACACGACUGAAGAACUUCUUUAAAAUUGGGAAGAGAAAAAGAGGCAAUACUGACAGUAACCUCUACACUGUCAGAGUCUACCGGUCUCCUCCACACACAACUGGGGACAGGCUAGCCAUCAUUGUAGCCAGUCUCUGUGGGAGCUUAUACGCUAAGUUUCUAGAGAAACUUGAUAAAGUGAUUAUCCCACGAGACUAUCCCAAUGUGUCGAGAGAAGUGGCUGACAGGACAACUCAAGGACCACUGACGUUUGUUGAUAUGUGUGCCACUCUCAACAUUCACCCAGUGCUGGGAUGGUCUGUGGAACCAGACAAGAAAUUGAUCUUGCGUAGUGGAGUGGAUCAGCCUGAGGUAGAGAAGUUCAGACCUGAGGAUCUCCACGACUACCCUCCCAGGAUAAUCUGCAGGCUCUUCCCUGAGAAGAAUGCUCCCAAGAGAACCACUUGUACCAUCUCCUUGUCUGGGCUACUACCACCGGUCGAAUUUUGCAUACCAUUGAAAAUACUCACCCCCAAAGUUGCUGUGGAUACUACUAAACUACAGGAGGCCACUGAUGAGUUGAGAAGGUCUGCCCGGGCAGUGAGUGACACACAACUUGGCUCUACUGUGAAGAGUGUAGUGUCUCUGAUGGAGAGAAUGACUGCUGCUCUGAGGUCAUCUUCUCUGAGUGAGCUGACAGGCCACACUGACUCCAUACGGACAGAGAUAAAGGCUGUCCUUGUAGUGACCAGGAGGGUUGUCCAGGAGUGCACAGUACAGAGCAUCAGUGAGAACAUAAGAGCCAGUCUCUCUAAGAUGGAGACUUUAUCUCACCAGCUUUGUCAUGUGACCAAGGUCAAACUCAGAUACUGUCUAGGUACAGACCAGUCAGAGGAGACAGCUGCUCUUGUUGACCUGGUGGAGAAUGGAGCUAAUCUGUUGAGAGCUGUGGACUGUCUACUCAGGGACAUCCACACACUCAGUGGAGUCAGUGGACCAUCCUCUAAACGAGUCACUCUUCAAGAACUAGUAGAGCAAUACAAUCUGACUGACGAGCAACUCAACAGUGAAAUAGAAGACUCUGAUACUCCCGAAAUGGCCUCAUGUUUUGAUGAUGUGGACCUUUAUUCGAGUUCAAUGGGGCUAGGUAUUGCUGAUCAAGCCGAUGUGAAGAGGUUGUACCAUAGUGAAGGUACUCGAGCAGCCAUGAUGAAGUGUUUGCAAAUCUGGAAAGAACGUAAUCCUUUUCAAGCAACUUACAGAGCUCUACUGGAUAUCGCACUGAGAUUGGGGAAAGGAGACACAGCUCAUCAAAUCUGUCAGCAAUUGAUCCAACGAGGUGUGAGAGGUGUGGUCACUGGCUCGGACAGUAUACAGGUUGAGGCUGGCGUUGCACGGAAGGUUCCGACUGUAGCCAGGACUGUGGUGGACAUUAAUGAAGCCACUGAAGUACUGAGGACAACAGUUGGUGAGAUGACCACCUCACAGCUUGGCUCUAUUUUGGAGACUGUACUGUCACUAAUGGAGAAAAUUACAACUGCACUUCAGUCAUCUUCUCUGAGUGAGCUGACAGGCCACACUGACUCCAUACGGACAGAUGUUAGGUCCACUCGUCAACUAGCCAUGAAGAUUGUCAAGGAGUGCAACAUUGGAGCCAGUCUCUCUAAGAUGGAGACUUUAUCUCGUCAGCUUGGACGGUUGGCCGAGGACAAACUCGGAGACUAGGCCUGGCAGAGAGUGUUCAAACGUUGCCAAGAACAAUUGAUGGUAACCUUACAUAGUACAUGUGUUAGCGUAUUAUUUGUUUUGUGAUGGACCUGUAUUUUUAUCAGUUUGAAUGCACGUAUAAUUAUAUUGUUUGGAUGAUAUAAUUAAUUUUGACAAUGAAUUGUUAGUCACAUUG
Halichondria panicea is the source of this 3754-nucleotide messenger RNA. RefSeq lists its product as uncharacterized. The record is from RefSeq and is a predicted model, not a curated record. The coding region runs from base 34 to 3576 and encodes 1180 amino acids. Gene Ontology annotation, molecular function: protein binding. NCBI's taxonomy places the organism in Eukaryota, Metazoa, Porifera, Demospongiae, Suberitida, Halichondriidae. The transcript has 28 exons.